UGAGGGGCUUUAGCCCAAUGGUCCAAAGAAGCCCCCAAUGGUGGGGCAAUGACCAGCCCAAAUUCGACGGUACUAGCUGGCUCUCUCCGCCCUCUCGCCUGCUGCCAUGUGGCCCCUACGAGAGAAGCAAAUUGGAAAAAAAACAAAAAUUGGCCUUUAUUGACAUCUUCAGCAAAUUGAAAAAAAAAAAUAUAUUCCAACCUUAUAAUUUUCCCAUAUGAAAUAAAAAAACCUUUUACGAUAUUCCAAAAGGAAUUGGAAAUUCUGAUGGUUAAAAUUAAUCACUAAGAACAUGGUAGGAGAUGAAAAUUUUCACUGAAUUUUCAUUGUGAAACAAGGUUACGUCUCUGGGUCACACUCCAAAUCGCUACCCCAGACUCCAGUCUCCACGUGGCAGAUCAGCUUCCAAAAUUCCAAGGGCCAACGCAAUUAGGACGGUUAGUGGGCCAAUGCAACGUCACGUCAUACAGCCGAGUAUGACUCAUAUUUUCCAUCAAUUCUCCCAUGAAAAAUAUAGGAUUUUUGGUCUCUCCUCUUAGUCUAUCAGUCCCAGCGUCACUCCUACAGGGCGUCCCUACCUACAGGUUCCCUAAAAGUCUUCAACUACUAACAGUAGUACGCUGCAGUCCACAGCCAACAAAUUUUGUAAGACCUGUAUUUUGGUUCAGAUGGUGCUAUUUAAUGUCUGAAGUUUCAUAGUUAAGGUUGCUUUCUUCCAUGGCAGCCAGAAUUGUCAGCUUCCUUCUUUUCUUUCUUGCUUUCGGAUUGCCCUAUUCACAUGGAGAAACUUGGAUUAAAGCUGGUUACUGGUAUGCCGGUAGUGAAUCUCCAAUUCCUGAUAUCAAAUCUGGGUUGUUCACUCAUCUUCUUUGUGCUUUUGCUGAUAUUAACCCUACCACCUACCAGCUUUCUAUAUCUUCUUCUGAAGAACACUACUUCUCUACCUUUACCGACAUAGUCAAGCGUAGGAACCCUUCUGUUGUAACACUUCUGUCCAUCUGGGGAGGACAAGGGCCCACGGGUUUGUCCAUCUUGGGUGAAAGGGUGAACUCUUCCAUGGUGUCUUUGAUGGUUAGGCAGCCCUCUUACAGAAAAUCUUUCAUUGAAUCCGCCAUGAAAACAGCUAGACUUUACGGGUUUCAUGGCCUGGACCUGUUUUGGCUUUGGCCUAACACCGAGUCUGAUAUGAAGAAUAUGGAAGCCCUCCUGGAUGAGGUGCGGGCAGCUGUGAAAUUGGAGUCUAGAAAUUCUGGUAAGGCACCACUGAUAUUGACUAUGGCUGUUCAUUAUGUGCCAACUCUCUACUCAGUGAGCUACCACAUUGAGGCAAUACAGAGGAACUUGGAUUGGGCACAUAUUCCAGCAUAUGACUAUUAUUUGCCUUCAAGGGUGAACUUUACACACGCCCAUGCUGCUCUGUAUGAUCCAUUGAGCAAUGUUAGCACUGAUUUUGGUAUUAGGGAAUGGAUCAGUAAAGGGUUCCCUGCUAGUAAGCUGGUUUUGGGGUUGCCUUACCAUGGAUAUGCAUGGACACUUGUGAACCCUAACCACAAUGGCAUUGGCGCACCCGCUUCAGGUAUAGCCAUGACAGCAGAUGGAUCCAUGAGCUAUAAAUACAUCAAGUGGUUCCUUCGAAGUUAUGGGGCUACUUCAAUGUACAAUGCUACUUAUGUAGUGAAUUACGUCACUAUUGGAACAACUUGGAUUGGUUUUGAUGAUGUGCAGGCUAUCAGAGCUAAAAUUUCUUAUGCCAAGGAGAAGAAGCUACUUGGUUACAAUGUGUUCCAGGUUAGCAAUGACGACAAUUGGGCGCUUUCUCAGGCAGCUCAAGAUGAUGACAAAUAUCAUCACAAGAAGGAGGAAUUAUUGGUAAAAAUUCUGGUUCCAAUUGCUGUACUUAUUCUUGUAGCAGGCUCCAUAAUGUGUUGUUACUCACGAAGCAGAGUACUCAAAGCAAUAGGGACCAAGAAUUUAGGCAAAAUAUCACUACUUGAAGUAGGAAGCAAAUCAUCAGGUGUUGAAAAUUUUAACAGUAAUGCUCCUAAUCUGCGAGUGUUCAGUUUUGCUGAGAUCAAAGAGGCUACAAAUAACUUUUCCUUUGAAAAUAAGCUUGGAGAGGGUGGAUUUGGGCCUGUUUACAAGGGUAAAUCACAGAAGGGAGAGGAAAUGGCAGUGAAGAGGCUUUCGAAAACUUCAAAUCAGGGACCAGAGGAGUUCAUAAAUGAGGUUACACUUACAGCCAAACUGCAACAUGUAAAUCUAGUUAGGCUUCUGGGAUUUUGCACGGAAGGAGAAGAAAAGAUGUUGAUCUAUGAGUACAUGCUCAACAAAAGCCUGGAUUUCUAUCUGUUUGAUCCUACUAGGCGCUAUUUUUUAGAUUGGACAAAGCGCAUCGCCAUCAUUGAAGGGAUUACUCAAGGACUUCUCUACCUCCAAGAAUACUCCAACUUCACUAUAAUUCACCGGGAUUUGAAAGCUAGCAACAUUUUACUGGACAGCGAGAUGAAGCCCAAGAUUUCAGAUUUUGGCAUAGCUAGAGCUUUCCAAAAGGAUGAACAUGAGGCAAGCACAGGCCGGAUUGUAGGAACGUAUGGCUACGUUCCUCCUGAAUACGUUCGAAGAGGGAUAUACUCCAUGAAAUAUGAUGUUUAUAGCUUCGGAGUUCUACUCCUGCAGAUAAUUAGUAGCAGGAGGAAUUCAUGCACAUAUGGCUUGAGCCAAAACCUAAACCUUCUAGAAUAUGCAUACGAGUUGUGGAAAGAGGGAGAAGGCAUGAGGUUUAUGGACCCAUCACUAGAUGACUCAUCUUCGUCUUGUAAACUCAUGGCAUGCUUGCAAGUAGCUCUGUUAUGCAUCCAAGAAAAUCCGGACCAUAGACCAACAAUGUUGGAAGUGUCUUCAAUGCUCAAAAGCGAAACUGCAGCCAUGCCUGCCCCUUUAAGGCCUGCUUUUUCAAUCAGAAGUAAUGAAGAUGAAGGGCAGGAUAAGUUUACUUCGCAGCAAGAUAAAUUAUCAGUCAAUGAUGCCACCACUUCUUCGCAGCAAGAUAUAUUAUCAGUCAAUGAUGCCACCAUUUCUGAUUUGGUACCACGGUGAUGGUGCAGACUGUCCUAAUAUGAAGAAAUGAUAAUUUGUGAUUUUGGGUAUCAUCUGUUGUUGUUUAUUAGCCUCCCGAUAAGAUUGUAAAUGUUUGUUACUUAUUUAUUGUCAGUAAUAUACUAAUAUAUGAUUUUCCGGGAAACCCGAGGUGGAAUUGGGGAAUUCAAAA
Messenger RNA from Vitis riparia (riverbank grape), 3268 nucleotides. Its product is annotated as putative cysteine-rich receptor-like protein kinase 20. Gene Ontology annotation, molecular function: ATP binding; protein kinase activity; chitin binding. NCBI's taxonomy places the organism in Eukaryota, Viridiplantae, Streptophyta, Magnoliopsida, Vitales, Vitaceae. The transcript has 7 exons. Gene Ontology annotation, biological process: carbohydrate metabolic process; protein phosphorylation. The record is from RefSeq and is a predicted model, not a curated record. Bases 718 to 3096 code for a protein of 792 amino acids.